AUGGACGAGUUUAACGAAGCAGUAUCUAGUUGUGGCCUCUCAGAGGUCAGUUUUGACGGCCCCCCAUUCACUUGGAGAAAUGGCAGGGUUUGGCAGCGCCUGGACAGGGCACUAACAAACGAGGCUUGGACAGAUACGUUCGAGGUCACCAAGGUCUCUCACUUGGUCCGCGGUAGAUCAGACCAUGCCCCGCUUCUAAUCAGGUGCGGCGCUAAUGGUGGGAAGAGCUCGGCAUUUCGCUUUCUCAAUGUCUGGACCAAGUCACCGAGCUUCAAGGAUGUGGUAAAAGAAGCUUGGCUAAUCCCGGUUAGUAGGGGGGGUAUGGUUGGCUUUCACCAGAGACUCUUGAAUGUGAAACAGAGUCUCCGCUUUUGGAACAAUCGGUCUUUUGGGCAUAUUUUUCGGGCGGUGACUCAGGCGGGGAAGGAGCUAGGGGACAGGCAAGUGGAGUUUGAUGCCACUCGGGAUGACGUGUCUAGAGCACGUUUAGGGGAGGCUAAGGCAAGGCAUACACGGGCACUGGCCAUUGAAUGCGACUACUGGAAACAAAAGUCAAGUAUCAAAUGGCUUCAGCAGGGGGAUGCGAAUACCAAAUUCUUCCAUUCUGUGGUGAAGCAGUGA
Messenger RNA from Coffea eugenioides, 621 nucleotides. RefSeq lists its product as uncharacterized. The record is from RefSeq and is a predicted model, not a curated record. The transcript has a single exon. The coding region runs from base 1 to 621 and encodes 206 amino acids. Lineage: Eukaryota; Viridiplantae; Streptophyta; Magnoliopsida; Gentianales; Rubiaceae.